This is a messenger RNA of Salvelinus sp. IW2-2015, 2037 nucleotides long. It is a transcript of the gene plvapa, whose product is annotated as plasmalemma vesicle associated protein a. The record is from RefSeq and is a predicted model, not a curated record. NCBI's taxonomy places the organism in Eukaryota, Metazoa, Chordata, Actinopteri, Salmoniformes, Salmonidae. Gene Ontology annotation, biological process: positive regulation of cellular extravasation; regulation of vascular permeability.
CUCAGACAAUGCUCAGGAGAGGAAACGGCUAGAACUCUACUGUUUGGACUGCCACUGUGCGCUACCUUAAGUCAGAAGGGGGAUACUAUCGCCGAACCACACCACUACCAGGGACUGAGUUCGGUUGCCUAAGAUAUCUCACAUCUUUUCAAUUUUUUUGGUAUUUCAUUUGGUCCUCAAGAAGUGGAACCAUUUUGAACCGUCUUAGUUCUGUCUGGGCUUGGCUGUUUCUCAGUAAGGGUGUUCUGUUCUGUACUGUGCCUCAGAGGCUAAACAGUCAUGUACAAAAGCAGUUACUCCCAGGCCAAGUUUGGCUUGGAGGCCAGGAGGAAGAUCCAGAAGCCCAGAGGGAAGAGCUGUGGCUACUACAUGAGGGUUGUCUUCUUCUUCUCCUCUCUGAUCCAGUCGCUCAUCAUCGUCAGUCUCGUUCUCUUCCUGGUCUACGGGAGGUCCCCGGACGCGGCAGCCGAGAGCCGGGUCCAAGACCUGGAGAAGAGCUUCAACCGUCUCUCCAUUGACAACAUGAACCUCCGGCAGCAGAAAAAGAAUCUGACGCUUCUCCUGAAUGCUACUCAGACUGACAAGAUGCGCAACAACAGGGACAUCAUAAAUCUGCGUCAAAUGGCAAACAAAUCUGUCAUGUUCAUCACCAAUCUCAGAGACCAAGCGAAUCAAUGCGAUAAUGAUAAGAGAAGCUGUCAGAUUCAACUUAACAUGAACCGAUGCCCCAGAGUCAUGACACCAAUGACAACACUAAAUGGCAACAACAACAAUAUACAUGAAAACCAGGUCCAGCGGCUAGAGCAAUUGUUAAAGCUAGUGAGCACCAACUUCAGUCAGACGGUGCAGUUCAUGAGGAUUGAGAUAGAGAACACAGCCAAGAACCGGGACACCCUCACCUUGGAUGCCAUCUCCCUCCGGAGGGACAAGACCUCCCUGCUGAAACAGCUGGAGAGCUACAGGAAGAAGUGCAAGGAGGACUUCGUCCAAUCCCUCAGUGGCAUCUCCAACGUCUCCAAAGCCUUCCUGUUGAAGAUCGACACCCUCCUGCCCAAAGUCAGCCCCUUCCUGCUCACCUGCGAGAAGCAGCGCGACCACCUGGACCAGAUCCGCAACAACUGCUCCAGUCUGUCCCGCGAGGUGGAGACCAAGUUCCAGCACUACCUGGACAACGUAGGCUCCCAGGUGUCGGAGAUCGAGGGCCGUAGCGCCAGGCUGCAGGCGGAGAAAGACCAGCUAGCCGAGGACCACCACUGGUGCAGCCAGAACCGCAGCGCCAUGGCCCUGGAGCACCAAGAAAAGUUGCAGAAGACCCAGGAGAAAUACGACCAGGAGAUGGAGAAGCUGCUGACAGGCCGCAUGAGGCUGCAGGGGGACAAGGAUCUGGGGGAGACAGCGAUGAAGGUGAAGGAGGGCGAGAUCAAAAUCCUCAACGACAAGAUCCGGAGCCUCAACGCCUCCUUGGCCAACUGUGGCUCCAGGACCGGAAUGGGUAGCCCGGGUGCAACUGGUAACACAGGGACAGGCUGGGUAGGGUCGAGUGCAACAGGGCAAGGUAACAGGGGGUCAAUUGCUGGAACAGGAUUGAUGGCAGGAAUAGGUGGGUUGGGCGCAUCUGCAUCUGCAACAGGAAACAGCAAUACAGUGUUUGGCAACACAGGAAUGGGCGGGGCAGGGUCAAGUGCAACAGGAGUGGGUACUAGGGGAUCAGGAGGGACAGGACUGAGUGGUGCCGGGUCACCAUCAGGUGUUGCAAAGAAAAUCGGACCAGGCUUGGGUAGCCCCAACAGUUACAGUUUAGCUAAUAUCAAUCAAUACUUACGCGAGCUGCAGCAGUAUUCCAAACCCAACACCGGCUCAGAAGUAUCUGGGUAAUCCAUGGAAUCGCAGAGGAAAACGGAGAAGGAAUGGGACCCUCUGCUCUAAAACCCAGUCUCCUCAUAUUGAGUUGUGGUAUGUUAAUACACAGAGUGUACAAAACAUUAAGGACACCUGCUCUUUCCAUGACAUAGACUGACCAGGUGAAUCCAGGUGAAA